AACACACUCAUCACCAUGCCGCUGCCGUCGCCAACGUCGCUAGGGCUGCCCGCCAAGCCAGUAGCGGCGGGGUCUACACCUCCUGUGGCGGACAUCGCGCCAGCCCCAUUAGAGCCACCAGCAGCCGAGAGCUCGACCGCGGCCUCCUCCUCAACCUCAGCCGCCCGGACCAACACCUGCGCGAUGUGCUCCUCCGAGGCGCGGUACACGUGCCCGCGUUGCUCUACCCGCACCUGUUCGCUGCCAUGCUCGAAGGCACACAAGGCCGCAGCGUCGUGCUCGGGCGUGCGCGACCCAGCGGCGUUCGUGCCGCUCAAGUCAUACACCCAGGGCACAUGGGACGGCGACUACGCGUGGCUCGAGUCGACGCGGCGCCAGGUCGCCGAGUGGGGCCAGGGGCUCACUGCCGACGAGGUUGCCUCGGCGACAUCGACGCGGGGCGGCGCGACGAGGGGCCGCGGCGGUCGGGGAGGCGGUGGUGGUGGAGGCGGACGAGCGCCAGCAAAACGCGGUCGGCUGGACGGACUGCGCUGGGCGAUCGGCGAUAUUGGCGCCGAGGUCGAUCUCCUCCCGGACGGCAUGCAGCGCCGCAAGACGAACCAGUCGAGCUGGAAUCCCAAGACUCGCGCGCUCCACCUCACCGUUAGCAUGUCGUACGACGGCCUGGCGCCGGACAUCACACAUCCGCGUGUGGCGGUCCUCCCGACCAGUACAACGCUCGCCUCCCUCGUCCCCGAGUCGCUCGGCGGCGAGCUCGUCUACGCACUGCCGUACCAUGUGCCGCGGCGGCGCGGCGACAUGGCUCCAGCAGCACCAAAGACCCGCGCCUUCUUCCCGCCACUCGACGGCGCGGCACCACUAAGCACGGCACUGAAGGGCACGGCGUUUGUCGAGUUCCCCAUCGUGCACGUGUUCGCCGCCGACGCAUGGCAGGCUGCGCUGGACAGCGGCGAGACCAUCGUCAUGCCGUUACUCGAGAGCACCAAGCGCAAAGCCGAGGUGGACGACGGAGAAAACAAGCGCGCCAAACUGGAUAGUGCGCCGGCUGCCGCGGCUGCCCCAGCGCCUACUACUGCUACUGGGCUGGUCGGGCUGGGAGACUACGACUCGGAGGACGAGGACGACGAGGCCGAGGCGGAUGCGGAUGUAGACACCGCUGCCGUUGCCGCUGGUGCUGGUGAUAGCGGUGGCGAUAUCACGCUCUCGCCCCACAUGGCCGCUGCGCUCGGCGCCGCGCUGGUUGCCGACUUUGGCGAGUGA
This is a messenger RNA of Vanrija pseudolonga, 1260 nucleotides long. RefSeq names its product Box C/D snoRNA protein 1 (gene Znhit6). Gene Ontology annotation, cellular component: nucleus; pre-snoRNP complex. The record is from RefSeq and is a predicted model, not a curated record. Lineage: Eukaryota; Fungi; Basidiomycota; Tremellomycetes; Trichosporonales; Trichosporonaceae. Gene Ontology annotation, biological process: snoRNA localization; box C/D snoRNP assembly; maturation of LSU-rRNA from tricistronic rRNA transcript (SSU-rRNA, 5.8S rRNA, LSU-rRNA). Bases 16 to 1260 code for a protein of 414 amino acids. The transcript has 2 exons.